UAUUGUCGAAUGCAUUGAUUCCAAUAACAACACAAAAUUAUCUCAUAAAAUUAUGACCUCUUUUCUGCGAUAUUCGGCGUAAAAAGUAUCUUGCGGUGAUCGCGAAGGUGCCGAGGACAUUUUUGUGAUGGAAAAAUUGGCGAAAGUGGCGGAAAAAUGAGGAUUUUAUGCUAUUUCUCCGAGAAGUCCAUUGAAACUGCAUGAAAAUCUGCUAGAAAAUGAAAAUGGCUGACAAUCCGCUUUUUUCGUGUGGACAAUUGAAUGCGAAUAUUUUGGGUGUUGUUGCACAAGUGCUUGCAAGGAACUGAUAACGGAGUGCACAGAGCCGAUGGGAAUAUUUAUUGACUUAGCAAUUGUAAAUUAGAUUUUAACUAUUUUGCUGCCUGCAAGAUGUCUGAUAGUGAUAGUGAUUUCAAUUAUCCGGGAACAGCACGAGGAGUGAGAAAAAGUAGGAUUCUACGGCGAAGGAGGAGGGUAUGUGAGUCCGGAGAAUCCACAAUACAACUCCGUUCCCGGAGAAUUAUUGAGACACCUGGUGAGGAGGAUUCCGAUGAGUCCCAAAUAUCCACCAACAACAUUGAGAAUUCCGAAAGUGAGAGUGAACAAGAAAUCCCCAUUGUUCGGAGAAUAAGGAAGCCAAGCUUAUUUGAGGAGAGUUCCGUGGACAGCUCGUCGGGAGGUGAAAAGUGUCCAAUUUGUUUUUCAACGCUAAAAGAGCAGGAGGUUGGAAUACCCAACACCUGUACACACAUGUACUGCGCCAAGUGCAUUGAGGAGUGGUCCAGAGAUGGUAAAACAUGCCCAAUUGAUCGUCAAGCCUUCUCCCGGCUGACAAUUCUUGAGAACAUUCGUUCCUUCAAGGUGGUACGGGAGGUUGCAAUGCCCGAAAAUCCCGAAGUGAUCAGUGAACAGAGGAUUCAGGCAUCCUCCGUACCUCUUCUCCCCGACGGUGGGGUGUCUGACGAUGAGAUUCCACUUGCCUAUAGACUUCUCAAUGGAAGAGAAAAUUCCACGGUGAAUAUCGAUGAGGAUUCCAAUCAUAGCACAUCAAGUGGGGAGAAAUGCCCAAUUUGUUUUGCAAACUUCAAUGAUCAAGAGAUUGGAAUUCCCGAUUCGUGUGGUCACAAAUACUGCGGGAGAUGCAUUGAAGAGUGGUCUAGAACCGUAAGAACCUGUCCAAUUGAUCGUCAAACCUUCACACGAAUAACCAUCGUUGAAAAUAGCAGGUCCCACAAUAAAAUUCGGGAGAUUUGUGUCUCUGAAAAUCCCGAAGUGAUUGCUGAGAGUGAACUGGAUGAUGAGAUUGCUGACAAUGAUGUGACGUAUUGCAUGGAAUGCAACAAUUCCAAUCAUGAAGAAUCAAUGCUUCUCUGCGAUAGCUGCAAUCGUGGAUACCACAUGCAUUGCUUGGAUCCACCACUUGAGGAAGUUCCCGAUGGGAAUUGGUUCUGUGAGACGUGCAUUAGUUGCACGGGCAUUGAGAUGCUCUUCCAAACACGACGUCCUGCUCAAAAUCGUGUCCGACGCACACGUUCGAGACGCUCAAGGCGUACAAGAUCACGACGAACAUGCAGAAUUCCACUGAGAUCUCUCGUCUCUGGCACGCACAGGGGCACGGGAACGACUUCAAAUCCCGAGACGGAAUCUGUCUGGGAGGAGACACCCAGUCUGUGGGAGAGACAUCGCGCCACUGUGCCGAGACUCGCACUGUUUGGCUUGCGGAAUGAACUUAAUUAUUUCGUGAGUGACGAUGAGAGUGGCGAUGAGCGUGUUGCUGUGCGAAGUAGUGGAUCUGUGGGUGUCUUAGUUGCACCAAAUCGUUCACGGACAUCCACAGUGUCAUCUCUGCAGAGUCGCAAGAGGAUCCUGAAUAACAUUGUAACUCCACGGGAGACAACUUCCGUUGAUUUACUCUCCGAUAUCCUCAGUGAGCAGGAGACGUGGCACACUAUAAGUCGCAGGAAUAACAUUAAAAAUGUGCGCAUCAGCACUGAUGGGAGCUUUGACUUUAGUGAGGUGGUCCCACCUAAGAGUGAUAAACCCACUGAGGCAGCAAAGAAGGAUCCACCACCAGAAAUUCAAGCUCCAAUGUAUAAUCGUGGAGGGAGAAAUUCCGGAGGGUAUUUCAAUAAUCGCCAGGGUGGCAAUCGCGGCGGCGGCGGUGGUGGCGGCAAUUUCCGCAAUAACUCCAACUACGGUGGGAACUACCAAGGCAACUACCAAAACUCCAACUUUAAUCAAUUCAACCGAGGAAACUCCAAUUUUGGCAAUUUCCAAAAUUCAGGACGUGGAAGUGGGAGGGAAAGUUUCUCAAAUACCUUCCAAUCAUUUCAAUUUCGCAACAACAACAACAAUAAUAAUAACAACAACAACCAAAAUCCCCGUGGACGUCAGCAAUAUGGACAAAGGUUGCGUGGGCAGCCUUUCAUGCCGAAUAGAUUCAACCAAAGGAAUCAGAAUACAAGAGACAAUUUUGAUGACUUUAGCAAUAAUGUAAUGUGCUCGAAUAGGCCUAUGAGUGAAAGUGACAUGAACUACUCAGAAAUGGGUAAUGUGGAUGAAAGUGACGAUCGUAGUCAUGUACUUAAUUUGGAGAUAACAGUGCCAGGGCAGGCGAGCAAUUCUCUCAGCGAUGGGAAUACCGAAGAAGACGCAGCCUCGGCUAUUGAAACAAUUCAAACCUCAAAUGCAAUGAGAGAUAUAAAUACAAACUAUCAGGACUAUGAUGAUGAAUGCGAUGAUAACAAUGACAAUGAUGAUGGGGAACAGCAGUACAAUGAGCAGGAUGACUACACGAGUGGUAGUCAAAAUGAGAAUCGUUCGCAUGAUUUUAGAUAUCCGAAUGUGACACCAAUUCUCCCAGCACCAUCAGCACCUUCACACUUUAGCGGUAGAGACGAUGAAGAGGAUGACUGCCCGAAUUUUAGCGUUUACUCCGCAGAAGCAAUGAAAUUAGCCAAUAGCUUCAAUGAAGAACCCCAAGAUGAGACAGAAGUCCAGCAUGGAGAGAAUCAGGGAUAUGAAGAGAAUGAAGAGGAUUUAGUGCAGCUCGAUGAUGACGAAGAAAAUGCCGAUGCGACGGGUAGAAAUGAAGCGAAACCUCCUCAGGAAGAGAAUUCUCCAUAUUUGAAAGAAAUUUCACCAGAAAUGAGUAAUGAAGGGAAUUUGGGAUCUUCGGAACAAAAAGAUUCAGAUCCACAGGAGUCAGAGAAUAUUUGUGACUUGCAGAAUAUUCCAAUUCCAGCCCCACCUUUAGAAAGUAUUCCAAUUCCAGGAGAGCAGCAACUGGCUACAGGGCAAGAUGCUCAAAAGGGUCCUGCGCGACGAGAGAAGAAAGGUGUUCUCGAAUUGUACGAUGACAGUGAUUGGGAAGAGUUGAAUCUGAUUAAAACCGAUGAAGAUAGGCCCGUUAUUGCUGAAACUUCAGCAAUUCCUCCUGCUAUUACUCAAGGGGAAGGGAAACCCGCUGAAGAGAAGGAAAAUAACACGGAAAAUGAUCCACGGAGCUACACACCGUGCCUUGAUGAGAACAACCAAGUGGCAGAGGCACACAAAGAGGACGAUGAUGGUGAUACAAUUGAUAUUAGUGCUAAUCCAAUGGAUGCCGGUGGAAUAGGUGGAAUGGAUACGGAAUUGAUAUCCGAUGAAGAUGGCGUUCUAAAUAAUGGAAAUGCACCUGUUGAACCUAUCCCAGAUACAGAGAAGCAGGACGCACAGCCAGAGAGUAAGAAGGAUGUAGAAGAAAAGAAGAGUGGGGGGAAAUCUAGAGGUAAAAAAUCGAAAGAGUUUAAAAAAUUAAGUAGAAACAAUCGCGAUAGGAAUUAUCGUGAUAGAGAGCGAGGACGAGAGCGAAGUCGAUCACGUUCGUUCUCUAAUGACAAAGAGAAUGAUCGGCGUGAUAGUUAUUCAAAGAGGAAGGAAAAGCGAAAAGAUCUAGCACGGUAUGACGUUCGCAAUGUCGUUGAAGAUCGUUGGCAACGCAGGGGGAGGAAAGAUCAAUACGGGCGGGAUACAUCGAGACACAGAAGUUUAUCAUCAUCUCCCAAACGCUAUUCACACUCGAGAUCACCAUCACGAAGGCGAUCAAUGUCCUUCUCAUCACGAUCUCCACGACGAUCUCUAUCGAGAGGACGGCAACCGUAUAGAUCACGACGAUCAAUUUCACGAAAUCGACGCAAUCGACGCUCUAAUUCGAGACGUCGCUCACCAUCUCGUAGGAGAUCACCACUGAGGAGACGCUCAUUUUCACGAAGGAGAUCCCUAUCACGCAGGAGAUCCUUGUCGAGGAGGAGAUCUUUCUCACGCAAGCGAUCACUUUCACCAAUUCGUGGAAAACGAGACAGAUCUUAUGGUCGUUCUGUUAGCCCCGCUAGAAGAUACUCACGAUCACGUUCGCUUGAUAAUACAAGACCCAUUCGGGGAAGUAGAUCGAGGUCACGAACAAAAUCUCCCAUAGUCUCAGACACAUUUCAUCAGAGACGAUCGAGAUCCCCACGAUUGUCCCCGAGGCGAAUGGAUCAUACACCAAGUAGGGAACGUGUUAAGCAACCUAAGCGUAAAAAGACAUCCAAGGAUGGACGAAAUAGAUCGAAGAAAUCCAAGAAGAAGCAUUCAUCGACGGAAAAGCAUGCAACACCUGAGCUUAGGGGUUCAUUGCAUAAGAGAAAGGGAGGUGGAGGUACUAUGGAUGAAGCUGUAGUGUCGAAGAAAUCAAAGAAAGGUGGUUCGAGAUCACGAUCAAAAUCAUGGAAUGGGGAAGGAAGUCGUGCUGCUUCGUUCUCAAUGAGUCCCCCACCGGGAGAUAACUACGAAGCUGGUCCCACCUCAUGGACACCACCACUGAGGGAGAAUGAUACAGUUCGUGAGGACUUUGUUGGUCAAUCACCACCCAAGGAAGCACAAACGAAGAGUCGCAAAAAGGACAAGAAGCGUAAGCAGGACAAAAAACAUGGGGAUGGCUAUGAGAGACGCUCAAAGAGGGCUGAAAAGCAACCAGCUUCGAAGGAAGUUUUUGCUUCAGGCAAUAAUAUUCUUGUGAGUGUGAGCUUCAACAAUGAUGAACCUCAACCGCCACAGCAGACAACUAUAGUUACAUUACCACCGACAAAGGAUGGAUUAAUAUCAAAAAGGAAGUCAGAUCGUGGGGAAGGUGGUGGGAAGAAAUCGCGUAAGGAGAAAUCAAAGAGACCCGGGUCAAAGGGUCGCAAGAAGAGGAUUGAUUCGAAACCCGUAGCUAUAAUUGAUCUCGAUCGAUCACCAUUCAAAGAGAUAACUCCCUCACCAAAAGCUGUGAUUGUCCUGAGUGAUAGUGAUGGAGGGGAUAAUGGGGAGAAGAAUAAAGGUGGUGGGACACCGAGAAUGAAUAUGCGCGUCGACAUGAUGGAUGAUGUUGAUUCGAGAAUGGGGAGUGGAAUUGAGAGGCAUGAGCAUAUUUCUCAGCCACGAUCCCCCAAUAUUGAGGUGGAUGGUUCGUCAUUCAAUAUGCAAUCUCUUGGUCCGAAGACUCCGCCUGAACCGGAGCACAUAAAGUUCACGCUAAAGCCGAAGAAUAAGGCAAAGAAUACACGACCAAAUGUUCUUGCCGAAGAAGAUGAGGAGGAGAUUAUGAGUGAACCGGAGGAGAUUGAGCGGAAUAAUAGUAGUGAGAGUGUUAAUAAAAUUGGACCGAAUACUCCACCGGAACCAGCACCAUGUUCCCCAGAUGCCUAUGAUCCGUUUGAACCGACAAAGUCUCCAUCGCAGUCACGAUCCCCAAUCCCUCCAGCUGACACGAGUGAGUCGGUGAAUCAGGAGAAUAGCGACAAAAGUGGUCCACCACAGACGAAUGAAAUUCAAGAUUUGACCGAAGCAACGGCAAAACAUCAAGGCUCAGCGGAAAAAGUAAUGAAUCCCGUGGACUUUGUCAUGGCUCUCAUGAAUUCAACAACACACGCCCAGAUGGCGGCUGAAAGUCACAAUACCUCAACUGAGAGUCAACAGAGUGUAAGGAUAUCGGCAUCACCGCAGGAGAAGCCAGAGGAAGUGUCGAGUAAACCAUCCAGUAGUGGAAUAACUAUAAUUAGCAAUGUCCUCAUUCAACCAUCUAAAUCAACGGCAACCUCAACUCCCGUUACGUCGUCAUCAAUCUCUUCCAAUCUCCUCCUCAUGCCACCGAUUCAGUCUCAAACGGGUGAGAAGAGUCCGGCUAAACUCUCAUUAAUCACUUCAAGUGCUGGCAUAAAGCCAUCACCAAUGAAGACGUCCACAGUCUUCUCCAAGGCAUCCUCAUCCAGUCUGAUCUCAAAGCUUCCAUUGCCGAAAGUUGGGAAUGCCAAUCAGUCUGGCUCAAGGCACAAUGGUGAUCAGGAUGUCAUGGAAAUGGAUUCUCCCUAUUCACCGGCUUCGAGUGACUUUGAUGGGCUUUUCGAUCCACCAUCUGAACAGUCGUCGAGUCGGCAGAAUUUAUCACGAAGUGCAAAUAGCUCAAUGAACACCAAUCAAUCCAUGCAAAAGCCAACACCCACGAAGGGUGCCACUAAAUCUGGCGGAGGUGGUGGUGGUGCAACAGAUAUUUUUGAUUCACUCUUUGGCGCCACAUCGCCAAGUGGUGGCAAUACCAGCACCACACGUAGUACUCAACAGAAGACAAAAACCACAAAGACCAUGGCGCGAAGUCAAGCCAAGAGAUCUGCUAUCAAAGGAAGUAAAGCUUCAACACCAAUUGGGCUGGAUGAAGCAUCAAUGCGGAUUGUGGAUGAAGUUCCUGGUUCAGCUGUGGAGUUACAUGUAAAGGAUAAGUUCUUGAGAAAACUAAAUCGCCAGGAACGCGUUGUGGAGGAAGUAAAAUUGGUGCUGAAGCCUCAUUACAACAAGAAACACAUUACCAAAGAUGAGUACAAGGAUAUAUUGCGUAAAGCUGUUCCGAAGAUUUGUCACAGUCGUACGGGUGAGAUAAAUCCUCAGAAAAUUCAAACUCUCAUCGAGGCAUAUGUGAGGAAAUUCCGCAUCAAGAGAAAAAUGUCCGGAGGUCAAUCUGGUGCUUCCGGUGGAGCUAAAAACGUUAAAUCUUUGUGGGCGUAAAUUGCAACAAAAAAAUCUGCAUAAUAAUUAUAAAUAUAUUUAAAAAAAGUAGUGAAAAGAAAAAUGUUUUAACAAAAAAAAAUAUCACACAUUAUUGAAAAACAAAAAUUAUUCGGUUCUGUAUUUUUUCAUGCAGUGUAUUUAAGUUUAAUGAUUAAAAAAAAAAGUACACGAGAUAAAUAUUCUUAAAGCAUAUUUCAUAUUAGAAGGAUUUUAUUGCUAAUUUAUAAUAUUUUGGCCAAUUAGUCUAUAAAAUAAUAUUUAGUGUUGUAUUCCCAUUUAAAUGUAAAAACAAAUAAACAAAAAUUGCAUUGA
This is a messenger RNA of Lutzomyia longipalpis, 7374 nucleotides long. RefSeq lists its product as uncharacterized. The coding region runs from base 391 to 7059 and encodes 2222 amino acids. The transcript is spliced from 7 exons. NCBI's taxonomy places the organism in Eukaryota, Metazoa, Arthropoda, Insecta, Diptera, Psychodidae. The record is from RefSeq and is a predicted model, not a curated record.